Molecule: messenger RNA, 1522 nt
Organism: Arabidopsis lyrata subsp. lyrata
Lineage: Eukaryota; Viridiplantae; Streptophyta; Magnoliopsida; Brassicales; Brassicaceae
Exons: 1
Coding region: 184-1284 (366 amino acids)
Molecular function (GO): electron transfer activity
Source: RefSeq, a predicted model, not a curated record
AAAAAAAAAAAAAAAAGAAAUCCUUUUCACUAUUGAUUCAAGACGACAUGAUGAAAAUUCACAACUCCAAUCCAAAUUGGGAACCGACUCUCUUAACCCAUCCUAGUCUCUAUAAAUAGAGAACCUCUAAAGUUUAAAGAGCUCACAAAACCAUAAACCAAAAGAAGAGAAGAAAAAGAAGCGAUGGGUCUCUCUUGGACACGUAAGUUACUCGUAGUCCUCAUGGUUUCUGCGUUCGUCUUCUCCGGGAGUGCUGAUGCGUGGAGCUGGAGUUGGGGUUCUGACCAGUCCGGUUCGAACGGGGGUUGGGGAUGGAGCUCCGGCAACUCUGGCGGUUCUUCUGGCUCGGGUUCAGGUGGUUCAGACUCCAACUCGGAUGGUUCAGGCUGGGGUUGGGGAUGGAGCUCGGACGGAACAGAUACAAACUGGGGUUGGGGAAGCAGCUCUGGCUCAAACCAUUCAAGUGGCACUGGUUCUACACACAACGGUCACAGCUCUGGCUCGAACCAUUCAAGAGGCACUGGCUCUACACACAACGGUCACAGCUCUGGCUCAAACCAUUCAAGCGGCACUGGCUCUACACACAACGGUCACAGCUCUAGCUCGAACCAUUCAAGCGGCACUGGCUCUGCACACAACCGUCACAGCUCUGGCUCGAACCACUCAAGCGGCACUGGCUCUACACAUAACAAUCACAGCUCUGGCUCAAACCACUCAAGCAUCGUUGGUCCUACACACAAGAAUCACAGCUCUGGCUCAAACCACUCAAGCAUCAUUGGUCCUACCCACAACGGUCACAACUCUGGCUCAAACCACUCAAGCAUCGUUGGUUCUACACACAACGGUCACAGCUCGGGCUCAAACCACUCAAGCAUCAUUGGUUCUACACACAACCACACGGCUCCAUCGGUGGGAAGAAAGAUUGCGGUUACUGUAUGGGAAAACGGAUACGGUUACACAGAAUGGACUGCAAAGCAUGCCCCAUUCUACGUCAACGAUGUUCUUGUUUUCACGUACAACAACAAUGACCAAACCCAAUCCAAGACAAAGCACCACAACAAGAAGAAGAACGACGUCUACUUGCUCCCAGACAUGAAGAGCUUCAGGAGAUGCGAUGUGGCCAGAGGCAAGAAGCUGGUGGCACGAGGUGGUUCAUCAUCAAGAGGCUUCAAAUUGCUUCUCCGUAAGGUUCAGACUUACUACUUCGCCAGUGGAGACCACAACGGCUGCAACCACAACAUGAAGUUCUCUAUCCACCCGAUUCCCCACCCUUCUUCACACUAACUUUAAAUCCACUUCCCCUGUUAUUUCCUUUCCUUUCAACUUCUAGCUACAUUAUUUGUUACAUAUUCAGAUUCUGUUGCUCUUUUUUUGUUUUUGUUGUUUCUUAUUGUUAAGUCAACUAGUCUUGUUCCAGGAAUAUAAUACACAUUCGUUUAUGCAACGCAAUUUUUUUUUAAAAAAUUGCGUUUGGAAUGUAGAACCUUUUGAUGCUUAUACAGAGGCUUCAUUGUCUUUUCUU